Molecule: messenger RNA, 316 nt
Organism: Paramecium sonneborni
Lineage: Eukaryota; Ciliophora; Oligohymenophorea; Peniculida; Parameciidae
Source: the annotation of a GenBank genome assembly
AGAAGUAUAAAGAACUAUGCUUGAACUAUUAAAUAAACUUGUGUGGGAUUUAGUCCUAAUUAUAGAAUUAAAGUACUAUAUAUAUAUAAUAAUUAUAUUAGGUUAUUGCAGCAACUAACAGACCUGAUAUUUUAGAUCCUACUUUGUUACGAUCUGGAAGGUUAGAUAGAAAAAUUGAAUUCCCAUUACCUAAUGAAGAAGUUAGAGGUAUGAUUGCAUUAAAUAGAAGAGAAACAUUCUUAUACAUAAAGAUUUUGUUGAAGGAAUUGCUGUUGUACAAGCAAAAAAGAAAGGUAGCUUAAAUUAUUAUGCUUGA